UGUAGAAGGCAACACAGGAAGAAAAUACAAACAAUCUGAGAUUGCAGUAACCCAUGAACAUGUUCACCCGGCUACUGUGCAUCAGUGAUUAUGAACAACAUGCUAAAUCAGUACUUCAAAAGUCUAUAUAUGACUAUUACAGGUCAGGGGCAAAUGAUCAGGAGACUUUGGCUGAUAAUAUUGCAGCAUUUUCCAGAUGGAAGCUGUAUCCACGGAUGCUCAGGAAUGUUGCUGAGAUAGACCUGUCGACUUCUGUUUUAGGGCAGAGAGUCAGCAUGCCAAUAUGUGUUGGGGCUACUGCCAUGCAGUGCAUGGCUCAUGUGGAUGGAGAGCUUGCAACUGUGCGAGCCUGCAGGUCACUGGGAACCGGCAUGAUGCUGAGUUCCUGGGCUACCUCCUCAAUUGAAGAAGUGGCAGAAGCUGCUUACGAGGCACUUCGCUGGAUGCAACUGUACAUCUACAAGGAUCGUGAAGUUACCAAGCGUCUAGUGCAGCGGGCUGAGCGGAUGGGCUAUAAGGCCAUAUUCGUAACAGUGGACACACCUUACCUGGGCAAUCGCAUCGAUGACGUGCGUAACAGGUUCAAGCUGCCACCCCACUUCAGAAUGAAAAAUUUUGAAACCAAUGAUUUAGCAUUUUCUCCUAAGGAAAAUUUUGGAGACAACAGCGGACUUGCUGAAUAUGCGGCUAAAGCCAUAGACCCAUCUCUCAGCUGGGAGGAUAUUAAAUGGCUGAGGGGGCUGACCUCACUGCCAAUUGUUGCAAAAGGCAUUUUGAGAGGAGAUGAUGCCAGGGAGGCAGUUAAACACGGUUUGGAUGGGAUCUUGGUGUCGAAUCAUGGAGCUAGACAACUUGAUGGGGUGCCAGCCACUAUUGAUGCUCUGCCAGAAAUCGUAGAGGCCGUUGAAGGGAAGGUGGAAAUCUUCCUGGACGGGGGUGUUCGGAAAGGCACGGAUGUCCUGAAAGCUCUGGCCCUGGGAGCCAAGGCUGUGUUUGUGGGGAGGCCAAUCAUUUGGGGCUUAGCUUCUCAGGGAGAGAAAGGUGUACAAGAUGUCCUUGAGAUUCUAAAGGAAGAAUUCCGUUUGGCCAUGGCUCUGAGUGGGUGCCAGAAUGUGAAAGUCAUCGACAAGACAUUGGUGAGGAAAAAUCCUUUGGCCCUUUCCAAGAUCUGACAGUGCACAAUAUUUUCCCAUCUGUAUUAUUUUUUUUCAGCAUGUAUUACUUGACAAAGAGACACUGUGCAGAGGGUGACCACAGUCUG
Messenger RNA from Pteropus alecto (black flying fox), 1261 nucleotides. RefSeq names its product hydroxyacid oxidase 1 (gene HAO1). NCBI's taxonomy places the organism in Eukaryota, Metazoa, Chordata, Mammalia, Chiroptera, Pteropodidae. The coding region runs from base 54 to 1172 and encodes 372 amino acids. Gene Ontology annotation, molecular function: FMN binding; oxidoreductase activity. The record is from RefSeq and is a predicted model, not a curated record. The transcript is spliced from 8 exons.